This is a messenger RNA of Nymphalis io (European peacock), 899 nucleotides long. RefSeq lists its product as uncharacterized. The transcript is spliced from 3 exons. The coding region runs from base 116 to 811 and encodes 231 amino acids. The record is from RefSeq and is a predicted model, not a curated record. Lineage: Eukaryota; Metazoa; Arthropoda; Insecta; Lepidoptera; Nymphalidae.
UAUAAUAAAAAAAAAGUCGGCAAAUAUACAAAAAUAAAAUUUUAAGUAAUAACGUAAUAUAAAUUAAAAAAUCUUAAAAAUAUUGACAUUACAAGCAUCGACAAUUUAAAUUGUUAUGUGUUCUAUGGACUUUUGGCCAACAUGUCCAGCAAUUAUUCCAUGUGGAACUGGACCAUGUUCAUGUUCCUGUUUGCCUCCACCACCUUGUUGUCAACCGUGUUGUCCUCCGCCAGUUCCUUGUACUCCAUGUCCCCAUUGCAACUGUACACCAGUGUUUAGACCGUGCCCAGCACCAGUCAUACCAGAUAUUGUACCACCUAUAGUUCCUUUGUUACCUCCUUGUAAACCUCGCAGGCAACCACCAUGCGAACCUUGUCCUCCACCGCCACCACAACCAGUAUGCUGCCCACCGGUAUUACCUUGCUGUCCACCUCCAGAGCCUUGUGAUCCACCGCCAGUGUGUCCGUGUCCAGAACCAUCUCCUUGCUACCAACCAGUCCUUCCGUGUUACAACCCUCAAUGUCCACCGCCCACUCUUCCAAAACAACGUCCGAUUUGUCCAAGAGCACCGCCGUGUUCCGACCCUUGUCUUCCAAUUUCUCGUAGUUGCUGCCCGUAUUGCGAACUGGAUCCUGUAACCCGAAGACGACCUUUGAUAGUACAUGAUAGUGUAUUUGCAAAUAGACCUUCAGGAUUUCCCGCGGAAUCAUUUACAAGACGAAAUCCCAACGUACGAUACUUUGCUUGUAAUUACGUGAGGCAGGGUCCUCAAUCUGGCUGCUGCUAUCAUGUCGAUGUGCCUCUUCAUUAACAGUUUAUUAGUUAAUGUUUAGUUUUGUUAUUUUGUUCGUGAAAUACAAAAGUAGUAGUAAAGUGGAAUAAAUGCGUUUUUAUAUGUU